CUGGCAGGUAUGUAUAAAUUUCAGGUCAGACAAUGUAACUGGUUAGAACUGACAGAUAUCAUUUGAAUUUAAGUCUGUAUGUAUUAUAUUCCAAAGUAUGGCCGUGUAUUCUCUUGCUCAAGUUGCAAAUGCUCGUUGUGAUAAGUGUGGAUCUGUUGACAGCAUUCUUAGUCCCUGUGAAGUAUGCAAGUGUGAACUAUGUUUUGACUGUAAGGAAGAGAAGAAUCAUCAUCACAAUCUACCAGAAGUCGUGUCCAUACCGGAAGAAGUGACGAAUGGUUUAAAAACAAAAACGCUUCCUUGUUCUUUGGAAGGCACUGUGUAUUCCUUAUGCGUUACUCACGCUUCAAAAGAACCUUAUUUAUGGUUAUAUACCUACCAGAAUUUGUGUAAAAUGAAUAUACAGGGACAUAAAAUAAUUACAUUUGAUAUCGAUUGUAGCGAUAUGUCCAAAUAUGCUAGGAGCAUUGAUGCCAUGACCAACGGGAAAGUAUUGCUUUCUUUAAAAGAAAGCAUUUUAUGUGUAAACAAAAAAAAUUCAUUGUCUACUUUUAUUGAUUUUAAAAUACAUAACGCAAAUGUGUAUGGAAUCCACAUAGCAGGUGAUAAUAGUGUGUUGGUGUGUCUUCAAGGUGGAAAGAUUGGUAUUGCAUAUCUAUCUAAAAAAGGGAAAUUCUUGAAGUUUAUAUCCACUGAAGAAGAGGUUCCGUUAAGGAUACAAGAACUUUCAGAUCGUACAUUGUUAAUCCUAUCUAGCAGAUCCCUGAAGUUUUAUUGGCAAACUUCUUUUCGAUUUAGUGAAAAUGUGCUAGAUUGGAAAAGUGGAAGAGGAAUAGAUAUGUGUUUAACCAAACAUGAGAGAAUCUUGAUUGGAAUUGAACAAAGCAAUGAAAUUCUAGUGUUAACACAAAGCGGUAGCAUUGAAAAUGAAGUGAGAUUAGGAGAAACUUCUUUUGAGAGUGAAAUUCAGUGUAUGUACAUUGACGCUGCCGAUAGACUUUGGGCAUAUGUCUGUUCAGGGGAAAUAGUUGUGAUAGAAGAGGUCUCAAAAUUAAUACGAGAACACCCUAGAAUUUUGGAAUCCACCCAGCUUUGAAAAAGUGAAACCCGUAUAAUUUCUUUAGAUUUAUAGCCCCGCUUGAAAGCAGGGGGUAUACAUUGUGACCGGGAUAUCCGUCCGUCUACGUUCAUCUGUCUUUCUGUUACGCUCUGGGGUACCCUUCUCUUAUCCGCAACUUCUCUUAUACUACUAAUUGAAAAUUUAUGAAACUCUCACGGGGUCUUCGUUACAUACAGUGUAUUGUUAUUGUGCACCUUCUAUGUUACUUUUUGAUCGGACACAUAUUUUGGGUUUCCCAUGGCAAAACAUGGACUGUGUCAUUCUUUUUUUUAGUAUUGAAGGGUAUCCACCUCUUAUCCGCAACUCCUCCUACAUCACUGAAUAAAAUUUUAUAGAUUCUUUAUAAUAACAUAAUGCUGUUGUGUACCUCCUAUUUUACUUUCUGAU
Molecule: messenger RNA, 1507 nt
Organism: Saccostrea cuccullata (small rock oyster)
Lineage: Eukaryota; Metazoa; Mollusca; Bivalvia; Ostreida; Ostreidae
Exons: 2
Coding region: 98-1096 (332 amino acids)
Molecular function (GO): protein binding
Source: RefSeq, a predicted model, not a curated record